AUGACUAUGGAGUUAGAAUCUCAAUCGAAUAAUACAGAUAAUAGUAUAAAUAAUAUCACUGAUUCUUCUUCUCAAUCAGAUAAUUCAAUAUUCCACAUUUGUUGUAUUGGUGCCGGAUAUGUCGGAGGUCCAACAUGUGCAGUUAUUGCUAGUAAAUGUCCAAAUAUUCAUAUAACGGUUGUUGAUGUAAGUGCUGAACGUAUUGCAGCAUGGAAUUCUGAUUCAUUACCAAUAUUUGAGCCAGCAUUAGAUGAAAUUGUUCAAAAAAGUCGUAAUCGUAAUUUAUUCUUUUCAACUGAUACAGACAAAGCUAUACAAGAAGCUGAUUUAAUUUUUAUUAGUGUUAAUACACCAACAAAAUCUUAUGGUUUUGGUACAGGACGAGCUCCUGAUUUACGUUAUGUCGAAGAAGCUGCUAGACAAAUAGCUCAUACAGCAACAAGUGAUAAAAUAGUUGUUGAAAAAUCAACAGUACCAGUAAAAGCAUGUGAAUCAAUAAAAACAAUAUUAAAAACAAAUAAACGAUAUGGUGUUAAUUAUCAAGUUCUUUCCAAUCCUGAAUUUUUAGCUGAAGGUUCAGCUAUUCAUGAUCUUUUAGCACCAGAUCGUGUUUUAAUUGGUGGUGAGGAAACUAUUGAGGGUUCAUUAGCAAUUAAAAAACUUUCAUGGAUUUAUGAACAUUGGGUACCAAAAGAAAAAAUUCUUACAACAAAUACAUGGUCAUCAGAAUUAUCGAAAAUAGCAGCUAAUGCAUUUUUAGCUCAACGUAUAUCAAGUAUUAAUACAAUUUCAGCAGUUUGUGAAGCAACAGGUGCAUCGGUAAAUGAAGUUGCAAAAGCAGUUGGACUUGAUUCACGUAUUGGAAGUAAAUUUCUUAAUGCUAGUAUUGGUUUUGGUGGUAGUUGUUUUCAAAAAGAUAUAUAUAAUUUAAUUUAUUUGGCUGAAUCAUUAAAACUUGAACCAGUUGCACAAUAUUGGUUACAAGUUAUUAAAGUAAAUGAUUGGCAACGUGAACGUUUUGCUCAAAUGAUUGUUCAUAAUUUGUUUGGAAGUGUUAGUGGAAAAAAAAUUGCUAUUUAUGGUUUUGCUUUUAAAAAAGAUACUGCUGAUACAAGAGAAUCAUCAAGUAUUUAUGUAUGUCGAUAUUUAAUUGCUGAAGGUGCAUCAUUACAUAUUUAUGAUCCAAAAGUAUCAUCUAAUCAAAUUUUUCUUGAUUUAUCUGAACAAAUUGGUACAAGUGAACAAGAAUUAUCUCAUCAUGUUCAAAUAGCUAACGAACCAUAUAAAGCAGCAAAAAAUUCUCAUGCUAUUGUUGUUUGUACUGAAUGGGAUGAAUUUGCAAAAUUAGAUUAUCAAUUAAUCUAUAGUACUAUGCAAAAACCAUCUUAUAUAUUUGAUGGAAGACUUAUGCUUGAUCAUGAUUAUUUAAUGAGUAUUGGUUUUAAUGUAUUUUGUAUUGGAAAGAAACCAUCGAAAAAUCCAUUUUCUAAUCAAAGUCCUCUUUAA
Molecule: messenger RNA, 1506 nt
Organism: Rotaria sp. Silwood1
Lineage: Eukaryota; Metazoa; Rotifera; Eurotatoria; Philodinida; Philodinidae
Source: the annotation of a GenBank genome assembly